Messenger RNA from Peromyscus maniculatus bairdii (prairie deer mouse), 932 nucleotides. NCBI's taxonomy places the organism in Eukaryota, Metazoa, Chordata, Mammalia, Rodentia, Cricetidae. The record is from RefSeq and is a predicted model, not a curated record.
GCUGUCACUAUGCCAGCAGCCACUGUAGAUCAUAGCCAAAGAAUUUGUGAAGUUUGGGCUUGUAACCUGGAUGAAGAGAUGAAGAAAAUUCGUCAAGUUAUCCGAAAAUAUAAUUAUGUUGCUAUGGACACCGAGUUUCCAGGUGUUGUUGCAAGGCCCAUUGGAGAAUUCAGGAGCAAUGCUGACUACCAAUACCAACUACUGCGAUGUAAUGUAGACUUGUUAAAGAUAAUUCAGCUAGGACUGACAUUUAUGAAUGAGCAAGGAGAAUACCCUCCAGGAACUUCAACUUGGCAGUUUAAUUUUAAAUUUAAUUUGACGGAGGACAUGUAUGCUCAGGACUCUAUAGAGCUACUAACAACAUCUGGUAUCCAGUUUAAAAAACACGAGGAGGAAGGAAUUGAGACCCAAUACUUUGCAGAACUUCUUAUGACUUCAGGAGUGGUUCUUUGUGAAGGGGUCAAAUGGUUAUCAUUUCAUAGUGGUUAUGACUUUGGCUAUUUAAUCAAAAUCCUGACCAACUCUAACUUGCCUGAAGAAGAACUUGAUUUCUUUGAGAUCCUUCGAUUAUUUUUUCCUGUCAUUUAUGAUGUGAAGUACCUCAUGAAGAGCUGCAAAAAUCUCAAAGGUGGAUUACAGGAAGUUGCUGAACAGUUAGAGCUGGAACGGAUAGGACCUCAACACCAAGCAGGAUCUGAUUCAUUGCUUACAGGAAUGGCCUUUUUCAAAAUGAGAGAAGUAUGAAGACAUCAGUGCCUUUUUCUUGGUUGUUAGAUAGAGAACAUUAAAAAUCUGAUGACAAAAGUUUGGGGCAUUAAGAACCUACUAAGUGAAGAUAUAGAGAUGUUCUUUGAAGAUCAUAUUGAUGAUGCCAAAUACUGUGGUCAUUUAUAUGGCCUUGGUUCUGGUUCAUCCUAUGUACAGAAUGGCAC